CCCUUUUCAGGGCUUCGAGGUUUCAAUUGCAACGCCGGGUAUUUAAUGCCGCACCACUUUGGGUAAUUGUUGCCCAUGAACCAAACAUCAUUCCACCAGCAGGGAUCCAGAUUUCCAGGCCCUGAAACUCUCAGUGAUAAUCAACCAGAAAACAUAUAAUAGCAAAGUUAUCCCUCGCUUGAUGGGCAACAUGACGGUCAACCUUACCACAACCUCCAUUUCUCUCGAGCCUUAUCCGAUCCUGUAACUUUCAGGUCUCGAGUUGUCAAGCAAAGAUGCAGCUUCUAUCCGUAAUCUUUGUGCCUGUUUUUCUGUUUGCCACUCAGGCUGCCGCCGCAACAUGGUAUUUCCUACGCUACAACACCCCCUCGGGAGCCAAGUUCACUACCUUCAGUGGACAAAUGGUCGUCCCAACUCUACCCAAAGCAGCAGUAUACUACCUUUGGCCAGGCCUCCAACCGACCGACAACAGCGGAGUUUAUCAGAAUGUGCUUGACGGGCGAAGCGGCACUUGGUGGUUUGGAUCUGGAUGGUGCUGUUCAAACCCUUCAUUGCCGUGGGGAGGCGGGUUCAACACUUAUGCGGGAGAGACGAACAGCUUCUCGAACGUGUUGAACAGUGAUGGGAGCGGAUGGACUACGACGGCGACAAGGGGUACCAACGGCUCGCCCGUGACCAAUACGUUUCCUCUUGCGGGCAAAUCUUUCAACCAAGCUAUUUUUGCCAUUGAACUUUACGAUGUGCCGUGGAACUUCGGGCCCUUGACAUUCAAGGACGUCAAAAUUGUUGCGACUGGAAGCACGAACACGGCGUGGUGCACAGGAAAGCCAGAAAACUAUAACUCGGCCACAAAGUACACCAUUUCCGGAGCGAGGGCAUCAGUGAGCGGCACGACCGUCACAUGCACCAUUGACUCGGUGGUUUUGCAAGGCCCUGCAUAACACUAGAGAUAACGGAUAAACCUCGUUCUCAUGUGGUUAUUCUGCGAGUUCACGAACUUGUCCAGUAUCCACUCAGGUGGUCUGAUAGCAGGAAGUGGGAACAUGGACAUCGUGGUUU
Neurospora tetraspora is the source of this 1059-nucleotide messenger RNA. RefSeq lists its product as uncharacterized. The transcript is spliced from 4 exons. The coding region runs from base 276 to 941 and encodes 221 amino acids. Lineage: Eukaryota; Fungi; Ascomycota; Sordariomycetes; Sordariales; Sordariaceae. The record is from RefSeq and is a predicted model, not a curated record.